AAUGUAUUGUAGAGAAUAUAUUAAAUAAUUAUAAAUAUUUUUUUUUGCCAAAGGUGUUACAUUUAUCCCGCAAUUUAGAUAUUUACGUUUAAAAGAUAAUUGAUGAAAUAGACAGUAGAUUCAUUCACGAUUUUUAUAUUUCAUAGUCUCAAACUGUUUGGAGAUUAAUGUUUUUCUGACGUCACGGACCAGCUUGCAGCCAUAAAAAAUACGUUGAUAAAUUUAUAAAUAUAUUAACUUUCUGACAUUUGCUGUUGUCUAUAGACAAUGUACUCUAAUUCAAAUACACAAAAAAGAGCGUUAGAGUUUGGAGGCAAUCAACAAGGUUGGGGCACUGGCAGUAAUGGUGAUGGAGCUUCAGCAGACAAUGGUGAUCGGAGGAAGAAAAGAAGAAGUCGUUGGGGAGCAGAAGAUGUACAAGACAAAACCGUGAUUCCAGGCAUGCCUACUAUCCUUCCAUGUAACCUCUCUAAAGAACAAGAAAGACAGUACCUUUUGCACCUACAGAUAGAGGAGAUAAGUCGGCGCUUACGGACGGGUGAUCUAGGCAUUCCACCUAAUCAAGAAGACAGGUCCCCAUCUCCUGAACCUAUCUACAAUAAUGAGGGUAAACGUCUCAACACAAGGGAAUACAGAACAAGGAAAAAGUUGGAGGAAGACCGUCACAGACUUGUACAAGAAGCCAUGGGUUUGAAUACAGAUUAUAAACCACCUGCAGAUUACAAGGUUAUAAUUACUGGUGCAAAAAUUAUUAUUAGAGGGAAAGGUUCAGUGAAAGAUGGUAAGAUAGGUCGUAAAGAUGGUCAGCCAUUACCUGGUGAGGAUGAACCUUUACAUGCAUAUGUGACAGCUAAUAAUCCAGAAAAUGUGAAGAAAGCUGUAGAAAAGGUAUCUAUGCUUAUUGUACUUAUUGCUUUGUUGGCUUAUAAUUAUCUCUCCCAAAAUAUUUGGGAGACAUAUGUUUUCCCUUCGCCUCUGUCUGUCCAUCCCUCCAUACGCCCGCCCGCACUACCGAAUGGGGAUAGGAGGCCAUCUAACUGUAAACAGAAAAAAAGAGAACAAUAGAGUUCUUUCAGUAAC
This is a messenger RNA of Ruditapes philippinarum (Manila clam), 1080 nucleotides long. Its product is annotated as splicing factor 1-like. Gene Ontology annotation, cellular component: nucleus. The transcript is spliced from 6 exons. Bases 268 to 1065 code for a protein of 265 amino acids. Gene Ontology annotation, molecular function: mRNA binding. Lineage: Eukaryota; Metazoa; Mollusca; Bivalvia; Venerida; Veneridae. The record is from RefSeq and is a predicted model, not a curated record. Gene Ontology annotation, biological process: regulation of mRNA splicing, via spliceosome.